Messenger RNA from Gregarina niphandrodes, 1770 nucleotides. RefSeq names its product putative transmembrane protein. The transcript has a single exon. The record is from RefSeq and is a predicted model, not a curated record. Lineage: Eukaryota; Apicomplexa; Conoidasida; Eugregarinorida; Gregarinidae. Bases 1 to 1770 code for a protein of 589 amino acids.
AUGAAGCUGGGCGAUCGAGAUCUAACGGCCAUCCUCAAGCUUGUCAGUUCCAUACGACGCAUACAACUGAAACACCUUAGCUCAGCCGUGCGGGUCUUGGACCGGCAUGCCAUGGACCAUGAGAUGCGGGACACCAUGCAAUUGGCGCAAAACCUCAGUCGUGCUAACACCAAAAUCCUCGCUACUUUCCAUCAAAUACCCGUCACGCGAUCUAUUCUGAUUUUCGCCAACUUCUGGCGCAAGACCGAACGCGUCCAGGUCCAGUACGCCUUCAACAAACUCAUGCUUCACACGAAGCGCCACCGCCUGGUUGUGCGACUAUGUGUGGUUCUUGACGCAAUAGUCACCGGCGUGCUGGUGCGCUUCCACAAACGCGAACCCUUCAAUAUGCUCCGAGUGCACGCCGACCAGGAAGCGGUGUCGGAGGCCCGACAAAUGAUGGAGCUGGCCAAGAUCCGAGCGGACGAGCAGAUCCGGCUGUGCUCACAGAGGUGCGCGGUAGUGUGCAUCGAACGCGUGUGUAAACGAGCUAACGAGCGAUACCUUAAGUUCUCCACCUCACAACUUCGACGGAAUGCGCUGACCCUGACCCUCGCCCAAGAAAAGGAAGCCUUUCUCGACUACCAUGGCGCUCUCGUACGGGUCGGGAAGAGGACGGCGAUGGAACGCAUGGCCUGUACCUUGGUCAAUUCCUGGGAGCGGAAACGAAGAUCACAGCUCUUCGAAGGCUACAUAAAACUCCUGGUGGCUAACAAGUCAGAGAAAAUGCGGCUAAGUAUCCUCAAGGAGAAGGCAAUAUUCAAUCUAACUGCUUACAUCGAACGCCGACGGGUCCUGUUGCUCAACGAGAGCUGGAAGACCCUACGGCACAUCCUCGUCAUUGCUCCUCAACACGACGCGCUCCUGCUCCAGUCGGUCUCCCAAGCGAUUGUGUCUGCCCAGAAAACGGCUUCCGAGAUCGAAGUCUGCCGCAAGGUUGGUGAGGCGCGAGAGGCUUACAACGCAUCCCGAUACGGAUACGUCCUGCCCAAACUGACCGCUCAUCGACAGACUCCUCAUACUCAUGGACGUCGAAAUCCUUCCCACGACCCUUCUCACGAUCCUUAUAAUGACUCUCACACCAACCCAUAUGACGACCGCCCUGAGCACUUUUCCCGAUUUGGAGGAUAUGGUGAUGACAGCAGCGGGGCUGGGCCUGGUCGCCCGGACUCCCCGGGCGGUCUCUCGGGUCCGCCACCAUGCCUGCUGCCGUCACCCGGAGAUGUGGCGCCUUCAGUCAACGCCGGCACCAUCAAUUCCCCCAACGUCUCGCCAGGCUUUGCACCCCUCGACCCACAGCAGAUAGAUAUUCAACAAGUCGGGAUCGAGUCCUCGAGACCGCCCCAGGACUCCAGCCACAGAGACGGCCUUAGCGGCCGAGUCGCAGAACGGCUACUCAAGACAGCAGGCCGACUCGGGGUAGCACCGGAGCUCCUUCAACCGUUUAUGUCCGGCGGCACGUCGCCCAACUACUCCGAACUUCCAACGCCUCGCGAUCCCGAUGACGAAGACCCCAGUCUAGCACAGCUCCGGAAGGAACUAAACCUAACAAAAAUCCCUACCACCAAGCAGAAACAGCAGGUCAAGGACCACCUGGCAAUCCACUCUCCGACCUCGGACCGACCUUCCCCAGAGGACUCGAGCUAUGACUCUGAUAGCGGUAAGCACACCACACCCAAGUACCAGGUAGAACUUCGGUCUGUGACCAGUGUACUGAUCACAGUGUACUGA